AUGGUGCUGGUGGUUGCUUCUAGGGGCCUGGGACCUGGCCCAGCGAGGUGCCAGGCUCUGCCAGCGCCUCGUUCGGUGGCCAGCUGCUGGGAGGAGGCGGCCAAGGCGCACCAGGGGCGCCUGACGCUGCCUCUCUUCAGCCUGCGGGAUGGCAGGCAGCCCUGGGACCUGCAGCCUGUGUUUCAGGGCUUCCAGGCAGCCCUUCAACUGGACCUGGAGCAGUGGGCGCUUUGCACAGCGUUUCAAGAGCUGAGCCGCCUUGGGCAGGGCUCUACAAACGCCCUGAACCAGCAGCUGCAGCCCCAGCUGCUUGACCAAGAAGAGGCGGCGGCGACGGCAGGAGCGGUUCCCGCCUUCUUGCUGCUCACUGCCCGCACUCCGCACAUGAACGGCCAUCUGCGCUUGGCCACCGCCACCGUCGACGUGGCCCUGUCCAGCGCCAUCAUCCAAGACUGCGGACUCACGCCGCUGCCGGCAUUGGCCUUGCCGCUGCUGGACAGAGAGAAGUUCCGGUGCCAGCCGCAGCCCCUGCCAGAGUUGCCGCCAGCGGUCAAGACCAUGCGCUUCCUGCUGCGCCCGGCGGAGCCGCCGUGUGCCGACACGGCUGCUGCGGGCGCUGAUGGCUCAGCCCACCAGUUCAUUACGCUGGAGGCACCUGUACUGCUGGUGCCAGGCCCAGCGUGCACAGCAGCGCCGGUGCCGGGAGCACCCAUCUCCGCCUUUCCCGACCUGUUCCAGCCGGUGGCGGUGCCAAAGGUGGCGGUGGAGCUCUGCUUUGCGCCAGAGGGCUGCCAGCCGGCCAGCCUGUCCAGCCUGCUGGCCCAGGAUCUGGUGCUGGACGAUGGCGGCCUGGUGCUGCCUGCGGUGGUGGUGGAGGAGGAUGGCGGGGAGGCCGCGUCAGGCGUGGCGCUGCUGCCGCUCAUCCGGUCCGACUGCGGCUGCAAGCCAGCCAACACCGCCCACCUGGCUCUGUACCUUGACUGGUCUCUAUCCAGCACACAGCCAGCAGCACGGCCGCCCGAGCUGACCGCUGCCAUGCGCAGCGUGAGGCAGCAGCUUCUGCCAGCACGCAUGCCUGCGACUGCAUUGGCGGUGCAAGCCAGCGGAUACCGCGCCGCACUGCUGCAGCAGCUCGUGGCUCCAUUCCAGGCGGGCACAGGAGCCUCACUGCAGGCAGCAGCAGCAUCAACAGGCGGAGUGCAGUUCAAGCUGCUACCACAGCCUGCACCACGGCAGCAGGCAGGCGAACAGCAGGCGGGCGCUGCCGCCAGGCCUGCUGCCGGCCGCAGCGGUCAGCAAGUGGCCAAGCGUGCCACGCGAGGCGCGGCAGCAGCAGACGGGAUGCAGUAUUUUCUUCAGCUGCAGCGCGGCUGCCUCGGGGCGGUGGCUGGCGCAGGGGCAGGCCCGGCCGCCCCAGCAGAGGCAGGCGCCACCACGGCCUCCAGCAGCAGCAGUGGCGACAUGGCAGAUGCCCUGGAGCUGCACCACCGCCAGCCCUCCACCUCUGUGCACUCUGUGCAGCUGCCGCCGAGCCAUGCCCAGCUGCUGCGCCUGCUGCUCGAGGACGAGCAGCGGCUGGUGCGGUCGGCGGCGCAGCCCGGCAUGCCGCCUGAGGUCGCCCGCUCCGACUUCCUGUCUGUGGAGGUGCUGCAGCGGGCGCUGGAGCAGGCAGCAGGCCAGCCCGGCAAGCGCGACCUGCUCAAGGUGUAUGCAGCCAUGGCAGUGAUCCACCAGGCGGCGUCCACGCUUGUGCACCACGGCAUCCGCUGCGCCCACCUGUACCUGUCUCAAAGCCAGGCCGAGCUGCCGGGCCUGCUGAACGCCGUCACAGCCGCCAGGGAGCUGCGGGCGGCAUACCAGCAGGUGGAAAGCGGCAGGCUGGAGGACUGCCCCAAGCACGCAGCGCUGCAGCGGCUGCUGGGAGGCAUCGCCACGCUGGGCCCGGGCUGCAAGGUCUGCAUCAUCGGCCACCCCAAGAGCUUCUUCACGCUGUACAAGGCGGUGCUAGACAGCGGAGCGGGGCGGGUGUGCCACUUUGACAGGGAUGGCCGCCUGCUGAGCGGCGGCGCCAGCGGCGAGCAGCUGGACGCAGCGGUGCAGCAGGCCUGCGGCGGCGCGUCCUGCCUGCUGGUGGCUGCUGAGCUGGUGCAGAGGGGCGGCUUCCCGCUGGCGGCUUUCCAGCAAGUGGUGGUGUAUGCCUCGGAGCAGGAGGGGCAGGCGCUGCGGGCGCGUCUGGCUGAGGUGGCGUGCCCUCUGCACUUCCUUGAGGUGGAGCUCCCGGCCCAGCAGGCGCAGCAUGGUGCAGCAGCGGGGCCGCCACAGCAGCGGGUGGUGCCAGGAGGGGAGCCAGGCGGGCAGCGGCAGGCGGCGCAGGGUGCAGCAGCGGGAGGAGCCGGGGCGGUGGCCUGCGUGCAGCACGCCUGCCGGCCGGCGGCGCCAGCGGUGGCCGUGGUAGCGGCCCAGCAGGUGGCGGCGGCCUCCUGCCCCGACUGGCCCGUCAUCAUCUCCAGCGACCCCUGCCGGCCCAUCAGGUCCCGCCGGGUCCUAUAUGAGGCGGUGCUGGGCGUGGAGCGGCUGGGCGGCAGCGUGGUGGAGCGGCGGCUGUCGCUGGUGGAUCUGGUGCUGUCGCCCUCGGCCGGCCUCGUGAUCUGUGACAACACCGCCAGCAAGCUGGAGUUUGAUGCCUUCUUGGCCGCGCUGGCCCCCGUGCUGGGCCGCCUCAGCUACGCCUUUGCCAGGAUCGUGCUGGUCUGUGAGGGCGGCGCCGGCUUCCAGGCCCAGGUGCUGUGCGGCACGGACCGGUUGCUGGCGCUGGGCCGCCGCUGCGGCCUGCACCUGCAGUGCCACGCCACCACCAGCGGGGAGUCCAGCGCGGCGGUGGUGGGCAGCGUGGCGCGGGCCUGGCUGGCCAGGUGGCAGGCCGCCGACCCCGGGCUGCACUACUCUGUCGCAGAGGCGCCUCCAGAGGAGGAGUCCUUGCUCACCAGGUUUUACAGCGUGAACCCCCACACCGCGGCGCUCCUGCUGUCGCUGGGCCUCAGCCUGGGCCAACUGAUGCGCCUCGACUCGCUCAACCCGCUGCAGUACGGCGGUGCACACCAGGGCGAGGUGUGGGGUGGGGUGCCGGGGCACCAGCACCACCAGAUGCACCAACAGCAGCAGCAGCAGCAGCAGGUGGCACAGCAUUAUGGCCAGGGCGAGGAAGGGCUGGACUACCAGCACGCGUAUGCGCUGCCGGAGCAGGUGCAGAAGCAGGUGCACCCUGCCGCUGUGGCCGGCGGAGGCCGUGGCGGCUACCUGGAGGGGCAGAGGGUUGCAGCAGCGCAGCAGCAGCAGCAGCAGCAGCGCUGGGAGCCAUACACUCAGAUGGACAAAGAUGUGUACCAGCACGGCCAGCAGCUCAUGCAUUCCCGCCUGAGAGUCGUGCCGGAGGCAGCACUGGGCCCACAGCAUGCUGGAUGGCAGGCCCAGCAGCAGGAGCAGCUGGAGCUUCAGUACCAGCAGCAGUACCAGCAGCAGCGCCGCCAGCAGCAGCAGCUGCUGCAGCAGCAGGCCCUGGCGGAGGCGUUCCCAGACAUCAACCCCACCCUGCCAGACUGGGAUGAGAGCCCCGGGGUGGCUGUCGGAGCUGCCGGCGGUGGCUCCAGAGAGCCGAUGGGGGCUGCGCAACAGCAGGCGUGGUGGAAGCUGCAGUGGGAUCAGGCGCAGCAGCAGGGAUACCAUCCAGGCAGUGCGCCGGGACCACACAAGCAGCUGCCUGAGCUGCCGCCGCUGGCACGGACAGCAGCUCGUGCUGGGGUGCCUGGUACAUACGGUGCCUCCUUGGCACAGCACCAGCAGCGGCAGCAGCAUGGAGCGCUGUGGCAGCGCCAGGGGCAGGAGCGGGACGAGUUUGGCGUGUCACUGCAGCCCAGCCUGUCGACUGAUGAUGAGAGCGACAUUGUGGGCCCUGCUGCCGAUGCGAUGCUGCCUGGCGCUGGCCAGGUGGCGCCCCGGGUGCAGCAGAUGCACCAGUUGCUGAUGCCGGGCCCCGGCCAGGAGGCGCCAGGGGCCGCCGCAUUUGGCGCAGCAGCGGCCACGCCGCCGUCCGAGGCCUUGCUGGGCACCCGCAAGCGCGAUUUCUGGGUGCCCCGCAUGUCCAGGCCGGUGGCCAGCCGCCAGCUGGCGCGCGGUGCCGGGAGGGUCCUGGCGGCACAGCCGGCGGCAGGGCAUGACUGGCAGGAAGCAGGCCAGGAGGAGGGGCAGCCCGGGCCUGAUGUCAAGCGCCCGCGUGGAGCAGAAGCCACCGCCGCUGUGCCCAACAGCGGCGUCAUCAACCUGCUGCACCCGGCGGCGGUCACCCUCACGGCGCCUGCCCCAGAGGAGCCGCCGUCGGCCAGCAAUGGCGCCGCCCCGCUCCCAGUACCAUCACAGGCCGAUGCGCAGCCCAAGGCGCCGGAGCCGGCGCUGUUCAGCGAUGCCUGGAAGGAGGCGCAGCGCAAGGACAUGCGGCAGGUGUUCGACUAUGAGCGGUGGAAGAUGCACCGCAGCUCGGGGCGGUACAUGCGGCACGUGGCGGGGCUGGCAGACUCGCGCAUCGUGGGGGGCCUGGUCAAGCCGCUCGCGUAUGUGGCGGUGGUCAGCUGCGGGGUGAUGGCCUACAACCUUCUGGUGGAGGCAGGCAAGCUGCCGCUGUGGCCCAUUCUCAAUGUGGCAGCCAACGCGCCCUUCGGCCUCACCUCCUUUGCCCUCUCCCUGCUCCUCGUCUUCCGCAAGGCGCUGAUGUGCCACAUCCGGGAGGGCGAGAGUUUACAGGAGGAGCUGCGCAGCACUCUGAAGCCCGAGGAGCUGGCCGGCCUGCUGGGCGCCACCCACCGCCCGCUGUACGUGUGCCAGCAGCUCACCAACCUGCUGCGCGCGGCGCAGCUGGCGGCCAACAAGGCGCGGUCUGGGGAGUGGGGCGGCGAGUAUGCGGCCAGCAUGGCGGCCUUCCGCAUGGACGAGGGCGUGGGCACCUUCACGGAUGUGGCCGGCGCGUGCGAGCGUCUGCUGCGCACCCCCAUCCCCCUGUCCUACACGCGCCACACCUCACGCUUCAUGAUGAUCUGGCUGACCCUGCUGCCCUUCACUCUGUGGACGGCCUGCCGCUGGGCCAUGCUGCCCAUCACCCUGCUCGUGGCGUUCCUGCUGCUGGGCAUCGAGGAGAUUGGCGUGAGCAUUGAGGAGCCCUUCUCCAUACUGCCGCUGGAGGCCAUCUGCCGCACCAUUGAGAGCAAUGUGCUGGAGAUACACGCGGUGGGGCCCGAGGUGCAGGCGCAGACGGUGGGCGCGUAG
Messenger RNA from Chlorella variabilis, 5313 nucleotides. RefSeq lists its product as hypothetical. NCBI's taxonomy places the organism in Eukaryota, Viridiplantae, Chlorophyta, Trebouxiophyceae, Chlorellales, Chlorellaceae. The record is from RefSeq and is a predicted model, not a curated record. The transcript has 25 exons. Bases 1 to 5313 code for a protein of 1770 amino acids. Gene Ontology annotation, molecular function: chloride channel activity.